Astyanax mexicanus (Mexican tetra) is the source of this 3545-nucleotide messenger RNA. It is a transcript of the gene lrrn3a, whose product is annotated as leucine rich repeat neuronal 3a. Lineage: Eukaryota; Metazoa; Chordata; Actinopteri; Characiformes; Acestrorhamphidae. Gene Ontology annotation, molecular function: protein binding. Bases 953 to 3052 code for a protein of 699 amino acids. The transcript has 2 exons. The record is from RefSeq and is a predicted model, not a curated record.
AGGCUGUUUGUGUGUGUGUGCGUGUGUUUGUGUGUGUGUGUGUGUGUGUGUGUGACCAAGAGCUCAGCACAGAGGCACAGAGAGAGGCAUUUUGAGUAGCGGAUGGAACACACUCUGCAUUAGUGACAGAGAAAGAGAGAGCGAGAGAGAGCACAGUUAGAGAGUUGAGAGUAGGAAGAGAGUAAGAGAGAGAUUGAGCAAGCGGGUAAGAGGAGAGAGCGAGAGAAAGAGAGGGAGGGAGGGAGUAAGAGGAGAGAGAGGUACAGAGAGUGUAAAAGGGAGAUAGAGAGAGAGAGAGAGACAGAGAGAGAGCAAACGAGGGAGGGGUAAAAGAAGAGAGAGGGGGAAGAGGAAAGAGAGAGAGAGAGGGAGAAUAGCUGAGCUAUCUGCCGUUUCUCUCUCCUUCUCUCUCUCAGUCUGAGUGAAGAGCUGGACUGUUGGAUUGUACCUGUGUUUAUCUCUCUGGGUUGAUCACAGAAGCUCUGACUUGUCCUCUGGUUUCUGACUGCAGUGAAAUACGGCGGAAUACAUCUGACUCUUCUCUCACACACUUACACACACACACACACACACACACUAACACACACACGAACAGUAACGGCGGAUCAUUCUCACUCAGCGAUGGAAAUUGAUGUGUGUGACUGAUUGAGGAUAAUAACGAUGGCCGACCGCGUGAUACAUCCCCCGCAGAAAGCUGAAAUCCCCGUCACUAUCUAAAGGAUACAGUGACCUUCAUGUAUGCACCCUGCUUGACAACCUGCUUCACAUCAGGUAAACUGAAAGGUUGCUUCUCACUGCCAAGGACAACCUGAAAAAACAGAACCUUGGGGACCUGGCCGAAGCAGUAACCUGUUGACGUGCCAACAAGCGUUACUGUAGCUGUGAAGUUAACGGCACUAACUACGCACCCUGUAAGGACUAAUAGCUCACGGAGGAGAAGCAGGAGGCCACGAUGAAAGAGACGCUGUUAGUUGUUUGUUUGUUAGCAGGACUCACAUGGAACGGUUCUGUUCAGUCUUCUGAGCGGACGCUAGCAUGUCUCAAGCUCUGCAAAUGUGGAAUCCGACCCUGGUUCUCUCCAUCAUCUCUUUACAUGGAGGCUCCAACAGUGGACUGUAAUGAUCUGGGACUUCUUUCCCUUCCAGAAAAACUUCCUUUGGACACACAGGUGUUACUGUUACAAAGCAACAACAUCGCAAAGAUAGAGAAAACGUUGGAUUACUUGGUAAACCUAACUGAAGUGGAUGUAUCUCAGAACAACGUAACUCGUCUCAGUGACCUCAAUGUAGGUCACCUUCCCCAGCUUUUGUCCUUGCAUAUGGAGGAGAACAGGAUAAGCAACCUCCAUGAUAACAGUUUUUCACACCUGCCCAAUCUUCAGGAGCUCUAUGUUAACCACAACCUACUCUCCCUGAUCAGUGAUGGCGCUUUUCAAGGACUUGGCAACCUCCUGAGGCUCCAUCUCAACUCAAAUCAACUAAGGGUGAUCAGGCCAGAGUGGUUCAAUGCACUUAACCAACUAGAGAUUUUAAUGAUUGGGGAAAAUCCAAUUGCCCAAAUACAAGAUAUGAAUUUUAAGCCUCUCAGUAAUCUUCUUAGUCUUGUAUUAGCCAGAAUGAACCUUACUGAAAUUCCCGAUAAUGCUCUGGUCGGGUUAAAUAACCUGGAAAGUAUCUCUUUCUAUGACAACAAGUUUGCGAAAGUGCCCCAAAGUGCCCUCAGAAAGGUCCAAAGCCUCAAGUUUCUGGAUCUCAACAAGAAUCCCAUUGAGCGAAUCCGUCGAGGUGAUUUUGUGGAUAUGAUUCAUAUGAAAGAGUUGGGCAUCAACAGCAUGCCAGAGUUGGUUUCGAUUGAUGGUUUUGCGGUCACUAACCUGCCUGAGCUAACGAAGAUUGAAGCGACAAACAACCCCAGACUGUCCUACAUUCAUCCCAAUGCUUUCUAUAAACUGCCCCGGCUAGAGACGCUGAUGCUCAACAGCAAUGCCCUCAGUGCUCUUCACCGUGUUACAGUAGAGUCCCUGCCGAGCCUCCGGGAAGUAAGCUUGCACUCAAAUCCAAUCUACUGUGACUGUGUUGUUCGCUGGAUCAAUAUGAACAAGACCAAGAUCCGCUUCAUGGAGCCUGAGGCACUGUUAUGUACGGGGCCUCCAGAAUUUGAAGGUCGCCAUGUCAGACAUGUGCAUUUCCGGGAGAUGAUGGACACCUGCCUACCAGUUAUCGCUCCUGAAAGCCUGCCAGAUCGCGUUAGCGUGGCUAGUGGACGCUCUGUGUCCUUCCACUGCAGGGCGUUUGCUGAACCAGAUCCUGAGAUAUACUGGGUGACCCCUUCAGGUGAGAAGAUUCUUCCAAGAAUGGCUACAAGCAAGUAUUUUAUGCAUCCUGAGGGAACCUUUGACAUAUAUGAUAUUUCUGAAAAUGAGGCUGGCCAGUACACCUGCGUCGUGCACAACCUGAUAGGGGCAGACACCAGAUCAGUUUCAGUAGUCGUAAACGGGUUCUACCCGGAACCUUCAAAUGGUUCUUUACACGUACAAAUCGUUGCGGUACGUCCCAAUUCUGUCAAGAUUUCCUGGAUACCCCCUAAAAGCAGCUUUGUGUCAAACAUCAUGUGGUCCACCACAACCGUCUCAAACCACCCUUCCUUGCGGUUUACAGCUCGUGUGCCAUCUGAUGUAAGAGUGUUCAACCUCACGCACUUGCACCCGAUGAUGCAGUACGAGGUGUGUGUUGAGAUUACAGACUUGCAAAAAGGCCAUUUAAAGACUUGUGUAAAUGUCAGCACAACAGAGGAAGCUGUUGCAGAGGCUAAAUCUGACAGGAGUGGGGUGGUGGUGAUCAAUUCCAUCGGCCUGCUUUUGGUAGUAUCUGCUGUGACCUGUUCACUCAUUUACAUGUCUCUAAGGAGAGACAGUAUUUACACAAAGUUAAGUGAUCAACCGGCAACAGAGACACCACAGGGUCCUAACGCCUGCCCCUCCCCGGCUCUCACACAGCGCUGCAGGCCUGAAAUGAACGCCACAGCAGUAGACUUAACAAACACCACCAACUAAAUGACACUAUAAAGAGAAACAAAGUGAUGGGAAAAAAGACACAAAACUGUAUGACUGACUAUCCCAUUGUUUUGUUGUUGAGAGAGCCUGCUGGAUCACUACAGAAUGGAAUUCAGGAGGCACUCAGGUGCUGCAGUCCCAGAACAUUUUGUGACAUUGACAUUGUCUCCACUCAACACCUGCUUUUGUGUAAACGUCACACGUGGGCAUCGGUAUGGUCCAGAUCGGGCUGCCUGAGGGAGCUGUUCCUUCAAGCGGGAUCAAGUCACAGAAUGAGAAAGGUUGUGUCCGGAUGCCUGACUGAUCACGAACAAUGUGAAGCCACAGUGGCUUUUGUUUCUCUUGUGGGCUUGUAGCAAUACUCUCUGUUCGGCUUCAGUGGGAAAGUAAACUAAGUAAUCUUUAUGAUGGACUAUGUUUAUAGAGUAGAUCACAAUAUACAGAACAUGAUGUACAACACUUUGUGACAAAAAUACAUUUAUAAUGAAACCAA